AUGGCCCCCUCUGUAGCACUUGCAGUGGUUAACAGACUGCUCCAAGAAAUAAUGGACAACAACAAACCGUUUGGAGGAAAAGUAUUCUUACUUGGAGGAGAUUUCAGGCAAACACUUCCCGUGCUACCUCACGGUGACCGGACAAAAAUUGUUGAGGCCUGUGUUAAGAAUAAUAGACUGUGGACUAAUUUCCAAGUACUUCAACUGAAAAACAAUAUAUGCUCAGUUAACACUGAUUUCAGCAAUUGGCUGAUCAAAGUUGGCAGUGGUGAUACACCACACAUUGACGGUUUGCCUGUAGAUGUAAUUGAAAUACCUUCCCAAAUUUUAUGCACAGGAGAUAUUGUCAAAGACUUUUUUGGAGACAAAAUUCCUAUUACAGAUGUCCCUAACUUUACAAAAAAAUCUAUUCUUUGUCCAAAAAACUCUGAUGUCAACUCAAUAAAUGAAGAGGUGCUUAACAUUUUAGAAGGAGAGACAGUGACAUACCUCAGCUCAAACUCAAUUGAUGACUCAAGUGAGGAAGAUAUUCAAAACUAUCCAAUUGAGUUCCUCAAUGAAUUAACCCCAACAGGUAUGCCUAAGCAUAAACUCAACCUUAAAGAGGGCGCUAUAAUUAUGCUCCUUAGAAAUCUAAACACUAAGAAAGGAUUGUGCAAUGGCACCCGUCUCAUCGUCAAACAACUUAAGAAGAACCUCAUCAUUGCUCAAGUAAUAACAGGUUCAGCGGAAGGAAACCUAGUCUUUAUUCCCCGUAUGCAUUUGGCUCCAUCAACAACUGAUUUACAGUUUAUCUUACGAAGACGACAAUUUCCAGUAACAUUAGCCUUUGCCAUGACAAUUAACAAAUCUCAGGGGCAAACGUUGGAAAAAGUUGGCAUUUACUUGCCAGAACCGGUAUUCAGCCAUGGUCAGUUAUAUGUUGCAUUGUCAAGAGUAAGGAGUUUUACUGAUGUCAUGGUGAAGGUCGUAGAAGGUCAUGACCAAGGCAAACUGUUGGAAAACUGUGACAGAAUAUUCACAAGAAAUGUUGUCUAUAAAGAAAUUUUAUAG
Messenger RNA from Xenopus laevis (African clawed frog), 1053 nucleotides. RefSeq names its product ATP-dependent DNA helicase pif1. NCBI's taxonomy places the organism in Eukaryota, Metazoa, Chordata, Amphibia, Anura, Pipidae. The transcript has a single exon. Bases 1 to 1053 code for a protein of 350 amino acids. The record is from RefSeq and is a predicted model, not a curated record.